CACACAUUUAGUAUCUGUUCCCCUUAUCAACAUGUCCGAGUCGUUCUACACAUCCUCUUCUGCUCCGAAUUUGCCAAGCGCUUCAACAGCAACACCACCUCCUUCGUCACCCAUCGCAGCCGGCGCACCACCGCCCCCACCACCCAAGCCUAUCUCACACUUCAAUAGCCAGACACAAAGCGCCAAUGCGAGCCGUACGGGCACUCCAGUUCUCUCUUCGACACCAAUGGCAGCCGCUCCAGGCGUAACAAACUCCCCUCGCCCACCACCACCCGUCCCAACUGCUCAGUCUUCUUUAACAUCACUACCCCAGCAGCAACAACCGCAACCACCACAUCGCCCUAUCCCUCCUCCAAUGCUGUCAGAUCGCUGGAUCCCCUCUCAAAUCCAAGACAAACCGAUCAAUGAACUCCAUCCAUUAGUCAGCAACCCAUCCCUCCUCGCUUCACUGGCCUCAACGCAUCCAUCUUACUCCUCCUCCCUUGUUCCCUUGCAGUCUGCGAUUCAAGCAAACAUCCAGCUUGCCCAGCAAGUCUCACAACUCGAGAGCCAACUACGCCAGCUGCGGGACGAGACUGCGCAACUUUUAUUGAACCAUACGUCGUUACAGUCCCAGUGGCGCCGGAAACAAAGCGAGAUGGACGAUGCCCUGUCACCCUGGGGACCCAGACAGAUGUAUCAGCGGCUGGUCUCGAGUAUAUCAGAGCAGGAGGCGCUACUUAGGGCUAUGCAGGAGAGCUUCCUAGAGGGUUCGAGCGGUGACGAUGCGGGACAUGGGAAGGCCAGUGAGAAAGAGGUCACGGACUGGGUGAGAAGGAUUAGAGAGGGUGCGACGACGCUAGAGAAGAGGAGGGAGAUGAGAGCCAGAUGGGAUGAAGGCAGAGUUGGUGGAUGGAGAUGAUCCUGAUCUGCUCUGGUACCACACUCCAGCAAUCUGAUUCCCUGGACAGUCAUUUAUUCGGAUAUUGCCGUCGUCAAGUUUCGCGUUCCUCGUUGAUCGACGACACCGAUCAGCUUGGGCGUCACUCAACAAUGAUGACCAGUCCGCCGUCUUCAGUUUCAUGAGUGACGGCAUCGCCGGUAUCACUAUCCAGGCGAAGCUAUUCGCUACACAGGGCGAACAGGCUCAGCGCCUUGCUUGGUUAGCAACGAAUGCCAGGCAUGAACGCUUCCAUCCAGGGACAACAAAACUGCCGGUUCGUAUACCUCGUACGGAGCUACGUGAAGCCUUUACAUGGGAUUACACUUGUCGAACAUAAAGUAGUCCCCUCGCACGAUGUCGGUCUAGUGAGCCCUUCUAAGGGUUCGCAGCAUGCCUGAAUCUACCAUGCAGUGGUGGGACGCUGGGGUGUUGCUGGCUAUGCAGUGUCGGACAGUAACGGUCGGGCCGGCUUUUCUUAUCCGUUGAUGCCCGUCGAACUAGGUCAUCAUCACCCUUCCCUCGGUUCCAACCAGGCAGCAUUCUUACUCGAAUCCUCCUGGACAACUUGAUCUUAUUCAUGAACGGUAUCGCAAUGUUGCCUAUGGUGGAUUUCCAUCUCUUCUGAAAACCCUACAUAUUCGAACGCUGAGAAAAGUCUACGUAACCGAUACCUUUGACAAACGUCGCC
Exophiala xenobiotica is the source of this 1610-nucleotide messenger RNA. RefSeq lists its product as uncharacterized. Gene Ontology annotation, cellular component: ESCRT I complex. Bases 32 to 901 code for a protein of 289 amino acids. Gene Ontology annotation, biological process: protein targeting to vacuole; ubiquitin-dependent protein catabolic process via the multivesicular body sorting pathway; protein targeting to membrane. Lineage: Eukaryota; Fungi; Ascomycota; Eurotiomycetes; Chaetothyriales; Herpotrichiellaceae. The transcript has a single exon. The record is from RefSeq and is a predicted model, not a curated record.